GGGGCUGGCUUCGCUGGUCGGUUCUUGAUAUGGACCACCACCCCGCAUGUAAGUAAGAUUUCCGCCUGAUUUCUGUACCCUUUUCACAUUCUUUAUUCUUUGUUUUGUUUUUCUUGCAGCAUGAUAACGUUCAUUCUUUACAAAUCGCAUUAAUUAAUUGACGACUUAACGUUCAAAAUGAUGCUGUCAAGGCUGUUCGCUCUGUUAGGGCUGUCAAUCCUUGCUUCGGUCCGGGCGGAAAGUUCUAGUACGGGAAGUUCAAUCGCGGAUAGUUCUUCCACAGCUUCAGCGUCAAGAACAAGCUUUGUUUCAUCGGCAUCCACCACAAGUUCAUCCACAAGUUCAUCGAUAAGCGCUUCGAAGACUGCUGUUUCGACGCACGUUGUUUCUGUUGGUGCAGAUGGUCUCAACUAUGAACCUAGAGAGUUAACGGCGAAUCCUGGAGAUGUUAUUGAGUUUCGCUUUUAUCCACUAAAUCAUUCUGUGGCGAGAGCAGAAUACAAACAACCAUGCAUACCAUACGAAGACACCGGGGCAGGAAAGAUUGGAUUUUGGAGUGGUUUCGAACCUAUUUCUAUUGUCUCGAAUAAUCCGCCUACAUUUAACUUAGUCAUUAACGAUACCGAACCCAUAUUCUUCUAUUGUUCGGCUCCUGGUGCAUGUCAAGAGGGUAUGGUGGGAGUCAUCAAUGCCAAUGCUACACAAACCUUCGAUGUUCAGUUUGCGUAUGCUGAAAACGCAACGAUGGAGUUCUCUCCUAAUGAAUAUUUUCCCUUGGAAACCGCAAAAGCCGUGGCUUCUACUUCCUCUCAUAAAUCAUUCCCACCGGGCGCUAUUGCUGGUAUCGUCGUUGGUGCAGUCGCUGUAAUUGCUUUAGCCGGCGCUUUAUUUUACAUGUGUGGUCGCCACCGAACCAUGAAAGAAGUAUUCCACAAUGGACCAUCGUCCGGGCCUCCAGCUAGCAGCAACCCUUACGACGACACUCAUAACUCAUAUAUGUCGCAAGGCGGCCGUACAGUUUCCGAAGCCAAUUAUCCAAACAUGUCCAAGUUCGCGUCUGGUCUAUCGGGCUUAGAUGCCGCAUCUGGAAGAUUUUCACCCCAUCAUGGUGCUUACACGGAUCCUGAUACGAACAGUUUCAGAAGCCGAAGUCCGCCGAUUGAUGAGGUGGGUAUGCAGACGGUUAGGAAUGGUCAGUAUCAAAGUGUGUCGGUUGGAAGUCCGAUGGGAAGUCCUGGGUUCCCUAGCCCGGCGCUUCAUCACGAGUCACAUUUAAGUUCACAAGGUUAUGGAGGACAUACUCUGAGUGAGAUGGAUGAUAGGAGUGCACAGGACGCUUUGAGGUUACAAGAAAAAGAAAGGCAAAACCAAGGACAUGGCCCGGUCGAGCUUCCAGCUCCAAGCAGAUCCGCAAGUAUGACAGCGGGCGCGCCUUCCCCGGAAAGAGAAAGGCCGUUUUCGUAUACAGAUAGCGAGAGUGGGUAUGCGGGAAGGAUGAGAAGCGAAGUGGGUAAAGGUUACCGAUGAGUACUUUUGACGGAUAAUAAGGAUGGAGUUUAAUGGGGGAAAGGCAUUUUCAAUUCGCUUCGCUGGAUUAGGGUUGGGAGGGAUGAAAAGCUUGAGCGCUGAUAUUCAUGGCGAGAUAGUCGAGGGUUAUUCAUGAUUUGAUUUGAUACCACACUCAUUGGGAAUUAAUCUACGUACUUAAUUAAUUAGAUGUAUACGAAAUGAAUGGAGGCUUGAAUAUAGUAAUCCAUGAAUUUUCACAAAGCAGUACAGCAGUUCAAUGAAUGAUACUUCUUUGGCCUCA
Molecule: messenger RNA, 1810 nt
Organism: Botrytis cinerea B05.10
Lineage: Eukaryota; Fungi; Ascomycota; Leotiomycetes; Helotiales; Sclerotiniaceae
Exons: 6
Coding region: 178-1527 (449 amino acids)
Source: RefSeq, a predicted model, not a curated record